This is a messenger RNA of Physcomitrium patens, 1255 nucleotides long. Its product is annotated as histone H2B.11. NCBI's taxonomy places the organism in Eukaryota, Viridiplantae, Streptophyta, Bryopsida, Funariales, Funariaceae. Gene Ontology annotation, cellular component: nucleosome. Gene Ontology annotation, molecular function: structural constituent of chromatin; DNA binding; protein heterodimerization activity. The record is from RefSeq and is a predicted model, not a curated record.
GACGUCAGAUCUUCAGCUUCGUUGCUGUCUUGUUUUCCACGACUUCCCUCUCUGUUGAGUGACUCUACUCUUGUUGCGUUUUCGUUUGUGCUGUUGCUUGUCUACGUCAGAUAGUGCUAUUUGCCUGUCUUUCCUUUUCGCUACCAGGCCGAAAUGGCUCCAAAGGCAGGUGAGGAGCAGAAGGCUGGCAAAUCGAAGGCCGAAAAGAAGCCCGUGGUGAAGAAGGCGGAGAAGAAGAUUAAGGCCGACACCAAGGGCGAUGCGAAGAAGAAGAAGUCUAAGAAGAGUGUCGAGACCUACAAGAUUUACAUCUACAAGGUCUUGAAGCAGGUGCACCCUGAUACCGGUAUUUCAUCGAAGGCGAUGGGUAUUAUGAACUCAUUUAUUAAUGAUAUUUUCGAGAAGCUGGCCCAAGAGGCUGCUCGUCUGGCACGGUACAAUAAGAAGCCAACGAUCACUUCUCGCGAGAUCCAAACUGCUGUGAGGUUAAUAUUGCCAGGGGAAUUGGCGAAGCACGCCGUGUCAGAAGGUACAAAGGCGGUGACUAAGUUUACUAGCGCAUAAGGUGUUUCUGGUCUGAAUCCCUUCAAUAUAAUUUGGUGUUUAUUAACACCAUCAUCUGUGAUAAUUUAUGCUCUUGCAACCUGAACUAGUCGUGAUCUGAAGGAUGUGAUCAAACCAUACAGCUGGACUAGUUCUGGAAACUUCGCAUGUGAUUUGGUAUGAACACUAGUCCUAUCUUUGAUGAGGUAGUACCAACAGCAUGGGAGAGACACGUGGUAGAAACUUUUUGGAUGAUAGAAACGCCUCGAUUCCAGCAACAAAUCGCCUCGCUUCUCUCUUAGAGGUAACGAGACGGCGGACUUGUUGUCUAGAAAAUCUUGCAUGGAAUAAUUAUUCCGCUAUUUCUAAGAUUGGGUGCUAGCAUUCUGCAUGAACUGUAAGCCGUUUCUAUAAAGAAAAUACACUCACUAAUUGGGUCGGCGGUAAAUUUCAGUAGCCCGCUAGCCUCGUCUCCGCAUCACACGCUAGUCGGUACUGCAGAUUAACAGGAGGCCAUGUUGGCACGUAAUAGUUGUGGGUCUCAGCUCACUUGCGCACGUCCUGAAAGUAGUGCCCGCCCGGAUGAUAAGUUCAUCUCACUGAAAUGAGUUUGUAAUCAACUUUGUCUCUGCGAGCCCUGCUUGAAUAUCAGAGCUGAUGGCAUGUGUCCCAACAGCAAGCCAGUGAAAUCAGGACACAGUCCUUUGGGGAA